AUGAAUGAUUUGGCCACAUUUGUUGCCGGAGAGUUCUUUUCAAGGGAUGACAAUCGGAUGGCGACGGAAGAUUUAGCAAAGUACCGCCACAUGUCAUUUAUUCGUGAUGAAUAUGUAGCUUACCACAAGUUUGAGGCCUUCAAGAGAGCUAAAGGUUUGAGAACAUUGUUACCGGUAUAUGUUGGGGUGGAUCAAUGGUGGGACAAGUUCUACUUAUCCAGCAAGAUUUUGGUUGACUUACUUCCUGAGUUACCGUUAUUAAGGGUUCUUAGUUUGAGUCGUUUUAGUAUAAGUGAGGUACCGAAUUCCAUUGGUAGUUUGAAGCACCUAAGGUAUCUUAAUCUAUCUAAAACUGAUAUCAAAGAGUUGCCGGACAAUGUUGGUAAUCUUUAUAAUUUAGAAACGUUGAUAGUUUUUGGAUGUGAGAGUUUGACCAAGUUGCCUAAAAGCUUUUUAAAGCUAAAAAAGUUGAGGCAUUUUGACAUGAGAGAUACUCCAUGUCUGAAAAAGUUGCCCUUGGGGAUUGGUGAGUUGAAAAGCCUACAAACUCUCACUAAAAUUAUCAUUGAAGGACACGGUGGCUUUGCACUAACCAAGCUUAAGGUAUUAAAGGAUCUCCAUGGGGAAAUUUCCAUAGAGGGGUUGGACAAAGUACAAAGCUCAAUGCAUGUACGAGAGGCAAACUUAUCUUUAAAAAGGAUUGAUAAGUUAGAGUUGAAAUGGGAUGAUGUUUCAGGAAGGGAAACACUUGAGAAGGAGAUUCUCAAUGAGUUAAAGCCCCAUAGUGAUAAGUUGAAAAUGCUUGAGGUUAUGUAUUAUAAGGGAAUAGAGUUUCCGAAUUGGGUUGGGGAUCCGUCUUAUCAUCGACUGGUUCAAUUGUCGCUACGCGGUUGUAAAAAAUGUACAUCUCUACCGCCACUUGGGCAGUUACCUUCACUUAAGCAGUUGUUGAUUCAAGGAAUGGAUGAUGUUAAAGUCAUCAGUUUGGAGUUAAGUAGGAGUACUGAUGUUACCUUCCCUUCACUUGAAAUUCUAAGGUUUGAAGAUAUGUCGAGUUGGGAGGUAUGGUCAACCAAUAGCGAGGCAACGUUUCCAUGCCUUCGAGAGCUUCAAAUAAAAAAUUGUCCCAAUUUGAUUGAUGUCUUACUUGAAGCAUUACCUUCACUAAGAGUUUUAAGAAUAUAUAAAUGUUGUGAAAGUGUGCUGAGAAGUCUGGUUCAAGCAGCUUCAUCAACCACUAAAUUGAAAAUAAGAUCAAUUUUUGGGCUUACGGAUGAGGUGUGGAGAGGUGUUAUAGAGAAUUUAGGGGCUGUAGAAGAACUAAGCAUACAGGAUUGUGAUGAAAUAAGAUACCUGUGGGAAUCAAAUACAGAGGCAAAUAAAGUUCUUGUAAAUUUAAAGGAAUUGAAGGUAUGGGAAUGUAAAAAUUUGGUGAGUUUAGGAGAGAAAGAGGAGGAUGAGGAUAACACUGGGAGCGACCUCCUAUCAUCUCUUAGGAUAUUGGAAGUACGUCGUUGUGAAAGUAUGGAGCGUUUGUGUUGUCCAAAUAGCAUUGAGAGGUUAGACAUCAGAGGGUGUAGUUCAGUUAGAGAUGUCUCCUUCCCAAGAGCAACAACAACAGGUGGAGGAGGGCAGAAUCUCAAGUCACUUACUAUAUGUAGUUGUGGAAAUCUAAAAUCAAUAAAUCAAUUGAGUAACUCCACUCACCUCACCUCUUUGUCAAUAAGUUAUUGUGAAAACAUGGAGUUAUUUUCUGAUCUUCAUCAGCUAUCAAAUCUCACCGAGUUGAGCAUACAAGGUUGUAAAAGCAUACAGUCAUUUUCUGACCUUGAGCUAUCAAAGCUCACCAGGUUGACAAUAGCAGGUUGUAAAGGCAUAGAGUCAUUUCCUAACCUCCAUCUGCCAAAUCUCACUGAUUUGAAUAUUAGAAGUUGCAAAAACAUGAAGGCAUUUGGUGACCUGCAGCUACCAAAUCUAAUCAGUUGGAGUAUAGAAGAUUGUGAAAAUCUGGAGUCAUUUCCUGACCUUCAGCUAUCCAAUCUCCCCAUGUUAAAAGUUGUGAAAAUCAGUGAGUGUCCAAUGAUUGAUGCUUCCUUUCCUCGUGGUCUUUGGCCUCCCAAUUUGUGUUUCCUUGUAACAGGGGGGCUGAAAAAGCCCAUCUCAGAAUGGGGCUAUCAGAAUUUCCCUGCUUCACUUGUUGACCUAAGAUUAUUUUAUGAACCUGAUGUGAGGAAUUUUAGUCAAUUGUCCCACCUUUUCCCUUCUUCUCUUACGACUUUGGUAAUAUUCCAAUUUCAUAAAUUGGAAUCACUAUCAACGGGACUCCAACACCUCACAUCCCUUCAACAUCUCAGGAUUACCAAUUGCCCAAAGUUGAACGAUCUACCAGAGACGCUGUUACCUUCACUUUUGAGUUUGAUAAUAUAUGGUGAAUGCCCAAAAUUGAAAGAAAGGUGUGAAGGAAGAGGCUCCCACUACUGGCCACUCAUCUCUCAUAUCCCCAAAAUCUAAAUAGAC
Messenger RNA from Helianthus annuus (common sunflower), 2517 nucleotides. RefSeq names its product putative disease resistance protein At3g14460. Lineage: Eukaryota; Viridiplantae; Streptophyta; Magnoliopsida; Asterales; Asteraceae. The record is from RefSeq and is a predicted model, not a curated record. The transcript has a single exon. Bases 1 to 2511 code for a protein of 836 amino acids.